AUGACCCUCCUAUCAUUACCAGUUGCGGGUGACUCACAUCUACGGAAUAUCACUCAUAUAAAUCAGAUUGCUGAUGAUGACAGGUCGCUCGCAUCGUUAACUACACUUUCAAAAUCUAUGAGAAUUCAAAAUAUUAAUGAUCUCGUUUCGAAAUUUUGUCGAUCGGUCGAAAGAACUGCACUGAAAGAAUCAGAAGACAGUGGAGGAACAUCAAGGCAAAACGAUGAAGGAGGGAAUAUGCCAGAAGAGAUACCUGAAGAAGAUAUAGAUAAUCCGGAUGAAAACAAUCAAGAAAGAGAAGGUGGACAGGGAAAUGAAGGUGGAGACGAAGGGGAGGGCGGAAAUAAUGAACAAGUUCCUGGAAAUGGAGACGAGGGCUCCGAUUCAGAUAGCGAUAAUGAUCUAAAUUAUGAUGGCGAUAAUGAAACAGAAGACAGUACUUCGUCUGAAGAUGAAGAAAAUGACGACGAAGAAGAAGACGAUGAAGAAGUAGUACACCAGCCAGCGCCACAAGCAAAUAUCGAACAAAUAGAACGAUACAUUGGAGUACCUCAUAAUAAUAGAAACCGUCCUGAUAGGAAAGCUCCGUAUGAUCUUCCGGAUAUUGUUGUUAAUAGAAGGCGGAAUAGAAAUUCGUCAGAUACAGAUUCUUCAACAGAAGCCCGACGUAAACGAAAACGUCGUCAUUCUAGUGCGUACGACAGAAAUGAACAAAUUAAACGACGCCGUGAAGAUGAUGAUGAUGACCACCGACCACCAACUCCCAGACCCAGAUUUGUACCAAUAAACUUCUAG
Molecule: messenger RNA, 795 nt
Organism: Caenorhabditis remanei
Lineage: Eukaryota; Metazoa; Nematoda; Chromadorea; Rhabditida; Rhabditidae
Exons: 2
Coding region: 1-795 (264 amino acids)
Source: RefSeq, a predicted model, not a curated record